Molecule: messenger RNA, 522 nt
Organism: Parasteatoda tepidariorum (common house spider)
Lineage: Eukaryota; Metazoa; Arthropoda; Arachnida; Araneae; Theridiidae
Product: cytochrome c oxidase assembly factor 5
Biological process (GO): mitochondrial respiratory chain complex IV assembly
Cellular component (GO): mitochondrion
Source: RefSeq, a predicted model, not a curated record
CUUUAAUCAUAACAGAAAUAGGUAGCGAAGAACUACUUAAAUAAACAAACUAUUAUCUUUAGCUUAUUUAAAGUUUUAUUUCCUAAGAAUUUAAAGUUAAUAUAUAUCUUAAUUUUUAUAAUUUAUACUUAAAUAAUGCCAGUAUAUGAUGUAGAUGAUGUUGUAAAAAAAGAUAAUAAGCCUUGUUCAGGCGUUAAACAAGAUUUAAUCCAGUGUCUAAAAGCUACGGAUUGUGUUAAAAUUGAAAAGAAGACUCCCAAGGAAUGCUUGAUGUCAUAUCACCAUUCAGUACCACAAGAAUGUCAUGCUUUAAGGAAUUUAUAUUUUGAAUGCAGAAGAUCUUUGCUAGACAAUAGAACAAGAUUUAGAGGUCAUAAAGGUUAUUAAUAAUGAAGAAUUUAUACAAGUAGCAUUGAGAAAGAACUGUAAAUAUCUUUUAUAAAAUUAACAUGUUAGUUUUUUGUUUGAAAUUCUCAUUUGUACAUUGUUAAUAAGAAAUAAAGUUAGAUUUAACAAAUUGUG